GGCCCGCGCCCGCGCCCACAAUCGCAAGGCCGGCCUGCACGAACGCUGCGAGGUCGUCUGCGGCAACUUCCUCGAGAUGCCCUUCGACGACGCCUCCUUCGACGGCGCCUACUCCAUCGAGGCCACAUGCCACGCCCCCCGUCUCGAGGACGUCUACCGCGAGGUCUUCCGGGUGCUCAAGCCCGGCGCCCUCUACGUCUCCUACGAAUGGGUCACCACCGCGCUGUACCGGGCCGACAACCCCGCCCACGUGGAGACCAUCCGCGGGAUCGAGCGGGGCGACGCCCUCCCGGGGCUCCGAGCGCACCACGAGAUCGCGGAGGUGGCGCGGCAGGUGGGCUUCGAGGUGGUGGAGGAGCGGGACCAGGCGUUGCCCCCGGCGGAGCCCUGGUGGACGCGCCUCAAAAUGGGGCGGAUCGCCUACUGGCGGAACCACCUCGUCGUCUCCGCUCUCGCCGCCCUUCGGAUCGCCCCAAAAGGCGUGGUGGAUGUGCACGAGAUGCUCUGCGAGACGGCACGACAUCUCAGCGAAGGCGGCGAGACCGGCAUCUUCACCCCCAUGCACAUUAUCCUCUGCCGGAAGCCUCUCGUUCCCGCCUCCUAAUCAAUUAAUAUCCUGUUCUCCUACUUCUGCAGUUGUCAUCACAGCGUCUCUCUGCUUUUAACUUGUUAACUUCGUCUUCAUCUCUCAGUGAUGUUUUUCGAUUCUUCCCAUUUCUCGUUUGAUGAAAUCUUUGUGACUAUUACUUUUUCA
Molecule: messenger RNA, 754 nt
Organism: Musa acuminata subsp. malaccensis (wild Malaysian banana)
Lineage: Eukaryota; Viridiplantae; Streptophyta; Magnoliopsida; Zingiberales; Musaceae
Product: 24-methylenesterol C-methyltransferase 2
Biological process (GO): steroid biosynthetic process
Molecular function (GO): S-adenosylmethionine-dependent methyltransferase activity
Source: RefSeq, a predicted model, not a curated record